AUGCACAUGCCCCUGCACGUUCAGGAACAGUGCGAAUGCUCCUUUAAAUGCAUGUACAGCCCGCACCUAUUGCAGGAAGAGGAGGAGGAGGAGGAGGAGGAGGAAGACGAGAAUAUCAUGACUGAACUCUCUCCAGAGGCACAGAAGAUCAUUGUUGAUCAACACAACGAAGUCAGGAGACAGGUUCAGCCCACUGCUUCCAAUAUGCUGAAAAUGGUAUGGGACGACACAGUUGCUAAGAAUGCUUACCAAUGGGCAGAGCAAUGCGUUCUGGCAAGCAGUCCAGACGACAGCCGAAAACUGUUUAACACAUCGUGCGGCGAGACUAUAUUUCACUCCAAUCGUGUCACAAUGUGGCCCGAGAUCAUCAACCUCUGGAUGAAUGGAAAAGAAUAUUUCAAGUAUGGUGUUGGGGCGACUGACCCCAGAAAAAACAUAUUUGCCUACACUCAGCUUAUUUGGUAUAACUCCUACAGGAUUGGAUGUGCAGUUGCGUAUUGCCCCGAAAUUACUUUCCCUUUUGUGUACGUAUGCCACUACUGCCCAGGAGGGAACCUCAUGAACCAAAUUCCAAAACCCUACAAAGAAGGCCCACCUUGUGGAGACUGCCCUAACAACUGUGAGGAUAAACUCUGCACCAACCCCUGUAAGUAUAUGGAUAUUAUUCUCAACUGCAAGGAGAUGGUGCAAACCUUCUCGUGCCGGAAGAAAAUGGUGCGCAGAGGUUGCAAAGCCACCUGUAGAUGCGAAACGGAGAUUAUAUAA
Heteronotia binoei (common prickly gecko) is the source of this 765-nucleotide messenger RNA. Its product is annotated as serotriflin-like. NCBI's taxonomy places the organism in Eukaryota, Metazoa, Chordata, Lepidosauria, Squamata, Gekkonidae. Gene Ontology annotation, cellular component: extracellular region. The record is from RefSeq and is a predicted model, not a curated record. The transcript is spliced from 7 exons. Bases 1 to 765 code for a protein of 254 amino acids.